AUGGCUCAAUUAAAAACGAAAGACUUGGUUCGAGCGAAACGUCAAUACAAUCAAUGUUGCAAUGCAUUAUGUCUAUGUAUAUCAGUACAAAAUAGAGGAUGUAAUUGUUAUUGGGGUGGUGGAGGAAGACCACAACCGAGACCAAUUUAUGGCACAGGACCAGUUUAUGGGCCAAGACAAAUUUUUGCACCAAAUCCAUGUCAAAUGGAAUCAUGUGAUUUCAGUGGGCCAACAAUGCAAAACGCACCAAUACAACAAUUUCAACCAACUUUCAGCCCGACAAAUUAUUUGGUUCCAACGCAACAAAGUAGUGGCUGCAUGCAAGCAUGUAUGCCAUCAUGUCAACCGCAAUGUAUUCAAAGAAUUGGUGAUGGCGCUGCUCCCAUACCGCAAUCUCAAUUUAAUCCCAUUGCUCCAAUUGCGCAACAAAAACCAAUUUGUUUGAUUCUUUGCCUACCAGCUUGUGGAUCUCAAUGUGCACAACAGACUGCUAUGCCAAAUCCAAUUUAUCCGUCAAUACCUCCCUAUACAACGCCAUUUCCAUUUUACCCAACCACGCCCGUUCCAAUCUUAACAAGUCCGCAAACACCAAUACAGGUGCUUCAGCCAACUGCAAUCGUCAUUUGUGCUCCAGCUUGUAUGCCUUCAUGCACUGCACAAUGCAUACAGAAUCAACCAACACCGAUCACUCGACCUAAUGAAAUUCAAAUCGAUUUGCCCGAAUCGAUUAAACAACAACCAAAUUGCAUGAAUGUAUGUCAAGAAUCAUGCAUACAGCAAUGUGUUGGCCAAAAUUAUCCACUUAAUCAAUGCACACCAGCCUGCAUUUCAACAUGCACUCAAACAUGUUCCUCUGCGCCUAUUCCACUACAAUAUCCACCAUCACAAGCAUAUACUCAAGCGCCAUAUCAGCCAUUACCAUACAGUCAAGAUCUGCAAUACAAUCCAAUAGAGAAUAUUCCUUGCCAAAUGACCGCACAAGGUGGAUGUUCGUGUCCAGUCGGUUUUGCGAUUUGUGUUUCUGGAACGGCUCAACAAUGCUGCCGAAAGAAAUGA
This is a messenger RNA of Dracunculus medinensis (Guinea worm), 1056 nucleotides long. The record is from the annotation of a GenBank genome assembly. NCBI's taxonomy places the organism in Eukaryota, Metazoa, Nematoda, Chromadorea, Rhabditida, Dracunculidae.